AUGGGCGCCCCCUUUCCCACCGGGGUCGUAGGUCACUGGCAGCUGCGGCCUGCAACCCCGGGAACCCCGGGAUCCACCGAUCCCCACGGGCGGCCGGUGCGCGCGCGGCUGCAGCGGAUGCGGCGGGCGCUGGGCAACCGCAGGAAGAUCCUGGUGCGCAACCUGCCGCGCGGCUGCGGGUGCCAGGAAGUCCAUGAUUUGUUAAAGGACUAUGAGCUAAAGUAUUGUUACGUGGACAGAAACAAACGGACAGCCUUCGUCACCUUGCUGGAUGGGGACCAGGCGCGGAGCGCGAUCGAGAUGUUCCACCAGUCUUCCUUCCGCGGCAAGGACUUGGUGGUACAGCUGCAGCCCACGGACGCACUGCUGUGCGUCACCAAGCUGCCUGCGUCGCUCACGCUGGAGGAGUUCGAGGAGCUCGUCCGCGCCUACGGCAACGUCGAGCGCUGCUUCCUGGUCUACAGCGAGGCGACUGGCCUCUCCAAGGGCUACGGCUUCGUGGAGUACAUGAAGAAGGACUCGGCUGCCAGGGCCCGGCUGGGGCUGCUGGGGACGCGGCUGGGGCCCUCGGCGCUGUUCGCGCAGUGGAUGGAUGUCAACCUGCUGGCCUCCGAGCGCGUGCACUCCAGGUGCCUCUGCGUGGACGAGCUGCCCGCCGACUACCGCGACUCGGCGGAGCUCCUGCGCUGCUUCUCGCGGCUCCACACGCCCGUGUUCUGCCAGCUGGCCCAGGAUGAAGGACACUGUGCAGGGGGCUUCGCGGUGGUGGAAUACAGCAGCCCUGAGCACGCCGAGGAGGCCCAGCAGGCAGCCGCUGGCCUGAGCAUCGGGGGCAGCGCCAUCCAGGUGUCCUUCUGUGCCCCGGGGGCGCCGGGCAGGAGCACGCUGGCGGCACUCAUCGCUGCGCAGUGCGUGGGUGGCCAGAAGGGGCUGCUCCCGGAGCCGAGCCCAGUGCAGAUCAUGAAGGGUCUGAGCAAUCCGGCCACGCUGCAGGCCCUGCUGCGGCCCCGGCUGUGCGGACGGGCAGCGAAGCCAGCGGUCCUUGGAGUGCCUCCUGGCCUGCCGCAGCUCCUCAGUGCCCAGGGGCCGCCCACGUUCCUACCCCUGAAUAAACCACAACAGAGCCCGCUCCUGCCCGGUGUGCCGCCCGGGGCCCCGGCGCAGCCGCCGCUGGCGAAGCUCGAGGGCGUCCACCCCAGCAACAAGCCCGGCCUGCUCGGGGAGCCCCCGGCCCUGGCCCUGCAGACGGCGCUCGGGAUGGGGCUGGCGCUGCCGCUGAGGACGGAGCCGGGACCCCCGGGAGAGACACCGAAAACUCUGAAUCUGGUUCCAGCCCCAGCGACCCUCACCGCGGCCUUGGGCCUGUUGCCCUUCUUCCCAAGCCAGCGCAGCGUGGGACAGGCUGGCCCGGGGCUGGGGACUGCUCAGGAGAAGCACUCGGCCCCCGUGGGUGUUCCGGAAGGGAACUUCUCGGGGUCACAGCCGUGCCUGCAGAGCUUCGCCAGCCUCGCUGCAGGGGGCCUGCCAGCCGCACAGCACAGGCAACCGCAGAUCCCGCCGACAGAGCCGGGUUCAGGGGCUGCCUCUAAGAAUCAGACUUCACUCCUGGGAGAGCCACCUAAAGAGAUCCGGCUCAGUAAAAACCCGUACCUGAACCUGGCGAGUGUGCUGCCCGGGGCGCGCCUGGCGUCUGCUGUGGGCCAUGCCACCCUGCAGAAGCCCGGCCUGGCCAGCACUGUCCUGGACACCAUCGCACAGGGCAACGCCGCACAGUGUGUGCUGGACAACUGUGUCACCUACUCGCCGCCUUUUGGGGAUUCUGCCCAGGUGUCCUCUCUCAGAACUGAGAAGCGGGGCGCAUCCUAUUUGCUCACCGCCCCUGAGGGUGGCACCAGGGACUGCGUGGACCAGCACACGCAGGGCACAGGCAUGUGCUACAUAGAGACCUACUUGAAGAAGAAGCGCGUUUACUGAGCGGAGUCCACGCCACCUGCUUGGUUCCCGGCAGUGUCCCAGCUGCCCAGCGCUGCCUUAACUUCCCAACUAGCCAGAGCCUUUCAUACGGGUCAUGCAGCCGGCAGAACUGCCAAAUGAGACACAAGCAGCAACAAGAGACAUGCCCUGGGGACACGAUGCACCAGAAUCAAAUGUGUCUUAAUGAAUAUGACGUUCACUUACAGUUCUUUGGAAAAACUAACCCUGUUCCAAUAUUCCUUGUUUUAGGACUGGGAACAAUUUUGACAUCACAUGAAAUCUGAAGCAAUAAACGGGAAACAGCGGUUUCCUUAGCCUUAGAACA
Messenger RNA from Octodon degus (degu), 2299 nucleotides. It is a transcript of the gene Raver2, whose product is annotated as ribonucleoprotein, PTB binding 2. The transcript has 13 exons. Lineage: Eukaryota; Metazoa; Chordata; Mammalia; Rodentia; Octodontidae. Gene Ontology annotation, molecular function: mRNA binding. The record is from RefSeq and is a predicted model, not a curated record. The coding region runs from base 1 to 1974 and encodes 657 amino acids. Gene Ontology annotation, cellular component: cytosol.